Messenger RNA from Aegilops tauschii subsp. strangulata, 399 nucleotides. RefSeq lists its product as uncharacterized. Lineage: Eukaryota; Viridiplantae; Streptophyta; Magnoliopsida; Poales; Poaceae. The record is from RefSeq and is a predicted model, not a curated record.
AUGGGCAUUCCGAUGACCCGGCUCAGCAAGAGCAACAUGCAGUUUCACGAGGCAAUCCCUAGGAAGAAAGCCAAAUCACUCGGACAGAUCGCCCUCGACAUCGUAUUCAGCGAGGAGAAGAACUUCCGAAAGGAGCAGCUGACUUUCGAAGUGGUAGACUUCCGGAGCGCUUGCCGUGCUAUCUUGGGUAGGCCAGCCUAUGCACGAUUCAGGGCCCGACCAUGUUACGUGUAUCUUAAGCUUAAGAUGCCAGGGCUGAAAGGCGUGAUCACUAUCACGGGCAAUCGGAAGUUGGCCGAAGAGUGUCUCCAGAAGGGCUCUCAGAUCGCCAACGAGCAGAUGGCGAUGGCCGAGCUGGACGAGUACAAAAAGGCGGUCGAUUCGAGUGAGAUGCUUUAG